Messenger RNA from Mauremys reevesii (Reeves's turtle), 1154 nucleotides. RefSeq lists its product as uncharacterized. The transcript has 3 exons. The record is from RefSeq and is a predicted model, not a curated record. The coding region runs from base 58 to 738 and encodes 226 amino acids. NCBI's taxonomy places the organism in Eukaryota, Metazoa, Chordata, Testudines, Geoemydidae.
ACAUUAAGACGGUGGCAGUACACAGUCAGCAUGGAUACUGUACAUGGAUAAACAAGUAUGGCUGUUUAUUCCAUCAUCUUUGUCCUGCUCUCCAUCUUAAUUUCUGGUUGCAGAACAGCCAACAAAAAUGAACCUCCUUCGGAAGAAAAAGAAUCCCAGGAGAGUCAGACGCUUAAGCAAGACCUAAUAAUCGCUGCAAUGAGUGUUUUCUUGAUAAUCUCCCUCCUACUCAUUCUGGGCUGCAGUUUCCUUCAUUACAAACUGGUGACAAAGGACAACACGACUUCAAAGAAAGAAGUGAAAUCUAUCGCCAUCAAGUCACACUUGCAUCAUGUUGAAACGAGGAUUGUCCUAUCUUCUUCCCAGGCUAUGCAGUUAGCUGCCUCCCAACAGAGGAGAUCUCAAGGAACCUCUCUCAUACAAUCAUCACCGAUUUAUAAACAGCCUGGAGAUGUGCUACCGCUACAACCAGCCUCCAAUGAAUCUGCUGUCAGUUUUGCAUACACUGACUCUGGCGCUGUUUUCUCAGCACCAAGGAGCCAUACUCCGGAAAGUUUUCUUUCUACCCUCUCAAAGUCAGGAAGCCUUUUUUCUAUGGAACAAUAUGAUCUCUUUUAUAGGUCUUCCAGGAGUUCUUCCAGGGGGUCCUUGGGCAACCCUGGAUACACAUACCAAGAUGAAGAAGGAAGCAGUUAUUCUGGGAGCACAUCUUUUGUCCCACAGCAAUGUGACAGAUGAUCUACCUUUCACUAGACGCAAAUGAUAUUCCAUGCGUAUCUCUCUGCUGCACUAUGUCUCUUUUAAUGAAAAAUUUAAAUAGGAAAAAAAAGCACACAACUUGAGUAUUUUCUGAGCUAUGUGUGAAUGGAAGGCCACACAAAGAGUUGCCUCCCAUCAAUAUCUUCAGUUUUUAAAAUACGGAGAUCUCCUUUGGAAGUGAACUUACUCCAGUCUUUCCUCAAUCAUGAUAGGGACUACAUGACCUAACGAAUCAAGCUCUUUCCACAGUGAACAGAUGGGCUGUACAAACUGACUGACUGAUGCCAGUUUCCAAGAGUACUUCAAAUAUUAGACUGGGAUAAGAGGUUAACAAUGAGAUUGAUCAGCUGUAGCUGUUAUUUAAAGAAGAAUAAAAUCACAGAAUAAGAGACAAA